This is a messenger RNA of Ilyonectria robusta, 1269 nucleotides long. RefSeq lists its product as uncharacterized. The coding region runs from base 1 to 1269 and encodes 422 amino acids. The record is from RefSeq and is a predicted model, not a curated record. NCBI's taxonomy places the organism in Eukaryota, Fungi, Ascomycota, Sordariomycetes, Hypocreales, Nectriaceae. The transcript has 3 exons.
AUGUUCGACCAAAUACGUCCUAUGAUAUCACCUGCAAUUCUCUGUUUUCCCGUUUGUUUCAUCGAGGACUUAUGCUCUACCUAUGCUGCCCGCUGUGCAACAUUUGCCACAAUUUCUGCCUUUGCCAUACAGAUCAUUUUCAAUCCCCCUUAUGAAAAUUCUUUGUACAACUACCUCAGUGGCUUCCUAUCCUCAUGGUACAUCAUCUGGUCGGCUAAUGUGUUGCUCAUCCACGAUGUUCGGGCCCUGAAACGCAUUCAGAAACUUGGUCUGCCAUCGGACUCGGUGUCAUAUUGCUGGGAGUGCUUGCCACCGGCUUUUAGCUACCGGCGGGUACUUUGGGCACUGGAUUUAUCCACCAACUUCCGAGUGAUUGGAUGGAAACAUUCCAGUGUACAAGGUGGUCGCACCCCAGUCACAUGCUGUGAUGACAAUUUUCCCAUAGUGAAGCCCGAAAAGAGUGAGUUUGGUGGCCCACCGUCAUUCGUUGCGAACCAAGUACGGAGGCUUAUCACGGCGUGCAUUGCGCUGAAUCUGUCUCGAUUGUUACUGGAUAUUGACUGGAAUAUCGCUUCAAGUAAGUCUGGGCUUUCUACUUCCCAUACUGCGGUUGAGAUCCUCGGGACAGCCUUAGCAAUUUAUGGGUUCAUCGAUGGCCUGCACGCAUUGAUGGCGUUUAUCGCUGUCGGGCUCCUUGGCCCUCUAUACCUUGGAGCUGCUGGGGAAGCGUGGAUGUAUCCACCCCUGUUUGGUACAUUUAUAGGCUUGAAAAGUUUGAGAAUCAAAGCUAUUUGGGGGAGAUUGUGGCAUGAUUUAUUUAAAGGCGGAUUUCUCACCUUCGCUAAACACCUUAUCCCGCAAACACACCUGGGGCUGAAAGCAACCGGCAGUCUUCAAUUGAUCUUAUGCUUUGGUCUUUCGGCUCUUGUUCAUGCAGCGGCGUCAUACUCGGCGUCAUCGAACGUUAGAUCUACGUUGAAGGUAUUGCUCUUCUUCCUAUCGCAGCCAGUCGGUGAUAUACUGCAAGAGCUAUGGACCUCAGUUGCAUUGGGAGUAUUUGGAAGACUAUGCUCAAGAGCACGAAGUCAAAAGUUAGUGACGGUUACUGAGUUUUUCAUCGGAGUGGUGUGGAUUUACAUUACAUUUCCGUGGGGCUGCCAGGAUGUGGCAAUGAGAGAAGCAGUUCGAGGUGUUCCAUUGUUGUAUUCAAAGGCGGGAGCGCAGGAAGCGUAUCAUUAUGUGAUUGCGACAUUGCAACUUAGCGGUUAG